ACUCAUCACUCCAAUACGCAAGCAAGUCGCUCGGUGCCUUGACGUCUGUGUAUGUGGGUGACUAUAAUACGACAGAAUACAUGGGACUCUCAACACCCAUCACCACAGUAUUCCUACGACUAACCCUACGCUGCCAACAUGUUCCUCUCUCUCACUUAUAACCUCGAUCUUCCUAUUUAUCCCCUCAUUUGAAGCCAUCUCUCAAAGGUUCCAUGGUCUCACCGCCCUUCAGCCGGUAUCUAUCCAACCUCGAGUUACGACCUCGACCUUACUCGACCACCCACACCUCACCACACUCUCAACACCAUAGCAACACCACUCACAACCUCUCUCAACGAUCACGAUGCCCUGCCAACUCUGCCACCACGACCCCUCCACCUCCUCCCCCCGCCCCUACCACUGCCCUACUUGCGUCGCCUCCGCCCUCCACCCCCAUCGCCUCUCCCUCGCCAGCAUCCUCCUCUCCAACGACGCCCUACGCACCCGCAUCGACGCCGUGCUCGCCCCGCACACCUCACAGUCCGCCACGGACCUUGCACCGGGGAACCUCAACCUCGCGCUGAGCGGGAACGUUAGCGUCCUAGGUGACGGUGCCGGCGGAGGAGGGGGUGGGGGAGCCGGGUUCAUCGACAUGAACGAGGCUGCGCGCGCGGAGGGGUAUCGGCGGUUGCGAGUGGAGAUCCGGGAGGCGGACGAGCGGGCGGGGGAGGCGCGGCGGCGGGCGGACGGGCUAAAGCGGGAGGUGGAGGGGAUGCGUCGGGAGGUGGACCGGCGGCGGGAGGGGUUGCGACGGCGGCGGGGGGAUGGGGAGAGCGCGCGACAUGGGUUGGGGAAGAGGGAGGAUGGGGCGGUGGAGGAAGGGAGGCGGGGGGGAGGGCGGGGGGAGGUGAAGGGGACGGCCGUGAUGAGGGCGGCGGUAGGGGCGAGACGGGUGCUGUGUCGGGAGUUGGGGGAGUUGGCGGGGUUGAGGCGGAAGAGAAGGCGGGGGAGGGAUGGGGCGGUGAGGGAGGAGUGGACGGUGGGAGGGAUGAAGGUGUGGGAUUUGCGAGAUAUGACCGCUGCCGACCCCCACCGCCUCACCGCCUCCCUCACCCACCUCGCCUACCUCACCGUCCGCGCCUCCCACUACCUCGGCCUCCGCCUCCCCGCCGAAAUUACCCUCCCCCACCGCGACUACCCCCUUCCCACCAUCCUCCACCCCAACUCCUCCUACCGCGCCACCGUCAUCCCCUUCCCCGGCACUAUCCCCACCACCUCCCCCUCCGCCUCCACCACCACCGCUGCCAAAACCCCCCGCGACACCCCCGUCCCCCGCCUUCUCUUCCUCGACAAAUCCCUCCCCGAGCUCCACAAGUCCGACCCGUCCGCGUUCAAGAACUUCGUCGAGGGCGCCGCCCUGCUGGCAUGGGAUGUUGCGUGGCUGUGCCGCGCCGAGGGGGUCGGCUUCGUCGACCGCUGGGAUGAGAUCAGCAACGUCGGGCGCAAUCUGUAUCAGUUGUUGGUCGUCGGGACGCGCGCGGAUACCGCGGGACGCGCGCCGGUGUCGUUGCCGCCGCGGUCGACGUCGCAAACACCACCGCCAUCCGCGAUGCCGGUGGGUCGUCAGGGGACCGAGCUCCCGUCUGCGGGCCGAGAGAACGGCGCGAGCAGCCCUACCACCACGCCCGACGCCGCGUACACGCCCUCGUUCGGCACGUAUAGUCACGGCACGGCGCUAGCGUUCUUCGGGGGGGCGACGCCGACGACGUACAUGCAGGGGUGGACGCACCGGUUGCCGAGCGCGUAUAUUGAUAAGGUGCGGGGGUGUUUGGUGGAGCGGAUCAAGGGGGCGGAGUGGGAGGUGUUGGAUGGAAAGUGGGUGGAGGAGAUGAUGGAGGAGGGGGUUGGGGGGGAGGGGUUGGUGGUUGGGACGACGGGGGUGGAGAGGGGAGAGGAGGAGGAGGAGGGGAAGGGGAAGGCGAAUGGGUGGAUGAGGGUGGAGGGUAGGGGGAACGAAGGGAAGUAAGGUGGAGGUCCGGUUGAUGAGUGCAAGACGUUGGAGGAUUGUUUCGGAUUGUGGAUGUGAUGUUGGCAGUUGACACUUGAUCCUCAGAGACUAACAUUGAACCUCAACUUCUGAAGCAAGCCGGCUACCUGGAGAGAGCUAAUGACUUUACUACCUUAUGAAUUGGACAUUUGAUAUUCCUUGGGCAUAUCAAGAGAGGACUUCAUCGCUAUGCACUGGUUUGAG
Molecule: messenger RNA, 2230 nt
Organism: Eremomyces bilateralis CBS 781.70
Lineage: Eukaryota; Fungi; Ascomycota; Dothideomycetes; Eremomycetales; Eremomycetaceae
Exons: 2
Coding region: 344-2005 (553 amino acids)
Biological process (GO): SNARE complex assembly
Cellular component (GO): endosome; lytic vacuole
Molecular function (GO): SNARE binding
Source: RefSeq, a predicted model, not a curated record